This is a messenger RNA of Ricinus communis (castor bean), 1948 nucleotides long. RefSeq lists its product as uncharacterized. NCBI's taxonomy places the organism in Eukaryota, Viridiplantae, Streptophyta, Magnoliopsida, Malpighiales, Euphorbiaceae. The record is from RefSeq and is a predicted model, not a curated record. The coding region runs from base 900 to 1751 and encodes 283 amino acids. The transcript has 4 exons.
UUUGUAUUAUUUGUAUAUUUUUCUCUCACCCCAUUUCCAUCUCUUCUAAUGUCUCUCAAGUACUCUCUUUCUCUUACUUAAUUAUUGUAAAGAUUGCAUCUUAAGCUGCAAGUGUUUAUCCUUUAUUGCUUAGCUUCAAUUGUUUAUGUUCGUUACUUGGGCUUUAUCAGAUUAUUUUAAGCUUUCAGAUAAAUAUCUAUCUUUUCUUUUUCUCAUUACUGUUGAGUUGGUAUCACUUCUCAGUGGCCUUUUUUUUUCUUUUUCUUUUUUUAAAUAAUUGGAUUCAUCAGUGUAAGAUUUAUAGACCCAUUUGGUUUCAUUGUCUUUUCUGGUUAUAAAGUUGGUGAAAGUUGAUCAAAUUCUCUGUCAAGAGAUAAGUAGAUGCGAGCCUUCAUUGAGUGACAGGUUUUAGAUUGAUUAGCAGAUUAGUCUUUCAAUGAGUAUAUUUGCCCGAUAGUCGGAAUAUUUAGAUCCUGAUAGAUUAAUCUUUGAAUCCUUGUUGAACAAUACAAUUGGUGACUUACCCUUUUCUUGUUGAAGAAUACAAAUAAUCUUUGAAUGGAUAUUAUAGGCAAAACAGUAGAGAAGUGUGGUGCUGGUAAUUGCUGUGCGUCAGCCUGUAAAUUUUCUGAGUUUUGAACUUGUUAAGAAGAGCUGGUGCUUUGAUUAGAAUUCUUUCUGAUUGAUGAUAUGGCCGAGUUAAAUGUGUUAUAUUAGUGCAUUUAAUCUCUCUUUUAGAUGAUCCUUCUAUCAUCUGGAGGGGAAUUGCAGAAGUUUCACAUCAAAUUACUUGAGCUGGUAGUUGCUGGUUAGAUUCAAACAAUGUCAGCUUAUGCCCAUCAAAUGGAGAGGGAGUACUCUGCUCAGAGUCUCUUAAGUAGAGGAGGUUCUGUGCAGAAAUGGGGAGCCAUUAUGUGGUAGAGUCAGGGUUCUACAUGACAUCCUUUGCUGCGAUAAUCUUCGUUGGUGCUCUUGUAACUGUUGGAGUUUUAUUCAUCACCUUGCUGAUUGCUUUGACAGUAAUGUUACAAUCCUGUGAGAGUAGAAGCAAAGGUAUUAUUGAGAUCCAAAUACCAAAUGAUGAUUACAAUUACUGCAAGACUUUCACUCUGCACGCAGAGCUCAACAACUUGGGACCAGAUGACUUCCCUCCCAUUUGCAGAAAUCUUGCUUUUCAUAGCAUUAAGGAAAGUCACUAUGAGAGAGAUCUUAAUAGUACUAUGUGGUUGGUGGAGAAGUACUUUGACAGUGUUGAGCCAUUAAAUGAUGGUCUAAACGUGGUAUUAAUGGACAUAGAUGACAUUCUUCCCUCAAAUCCUGAUUAUGCACAUCCACUAAUGCACCAAUUAGAUCAGUAUGGUUGUAGGGGUUGUUUUGAAGAAGCAAAACACUUGAAACAAAGACUUCUGCUCAGUUUAUAUAUAGAACUUCAAGCUAGGGGUUGGUCUUUGAUUUUGUUAUCAAGAAAGCCGGAGAGAUUGCGGAAUGCCACUACAGAGCACCUUACUUUGGCAGGAUACAGAGGUUGGUCUUCAGUCAUUAUGAGAUUGGAUGAUGAAAUGGGAAUGGACAGUCAUAAAUACUUUCUGAAACGAAGGAUGAUGAUACAGAGAGAGGGCUUCCGCAUCACUGGCAUAAUUAGCAGUCAGAUGGAUGCUUUAAUAGGUCCAUCAUUGCCAGGACAACACAUUUUUAAGUUUCCAAACCCAAUUUAUUAUUGUUGUGGUUCAUCCCAAAGAGAUCAUGAGUGAGCUGAAAUAGAUCAUGUUCCAUGGUGCCCCCUCAAUUUGUCAUUCAUGUAUUAAUAGUUUUAAGGUUCCUCGAUUGUUUAUUUGGCUCUUUUUUAGCAGAACAACCAGUAUUCUGCUUGAUUUUUCUGUUGUAUAUAAAACCAAAGUUGUUGAUAUCAUUGAUUUGAUCGAGUUCAUCAAAUUAUUUUACAAUGCAA